CUGAUCAUCCACCCACUCUCACCACCAGUUUGAUCUCAAGUGAUGUGACACUUGUGACAGACCUCAGUCACACCAGGACAUGUCAGCAUCUGAUUGUGGUCCCGUGAUGCAAGUGCUUGUCCUUCUCUUCUGGCUCACGUUAUCUUACGCCGUUGUUGAGGGUUGCCUAAAGUCCAACGAUCUGCUUAAAGGUUCCGGGCUGUCUCACGACUCUGCCGAACAGAACCCCGCACCCACAGAGAGCAAGUACUGUGAAGACAUUCUCUCUGGCUGCCUUGCCCAACGUUCCUGGACCAGGUGUUAUAAACAGCAGAUUCUAAACUGCACACCCAGAAUGCGAGGCAGAGGCGUCUUCAUUUUAAGGAACGUUGACCCUUCCGAAAAGCGUGAGGAGCGCCCGACUCCGGACCAUGGUGUUCAAAUCCCCUCAUCAGCCCUCCAGAGAAGCAGAGCGCCCGAGUCCGUGGACAAAGUGUUGGUGGUGGUCACCGUGCUCGACAGCGUGCAUUUCAAGUCCCCAAGUAGAAACUAUGGAAGAAGAGGCCCAACUGGCCCAACAGGCACAGUGUUGGGGGGAACCGUCCUGGUGGUGCAGGCAGGUUUAAACCCACUCCAGGACCUCCCAGAACCCAUCACGCUGACCUUCAAAUACAACAAGAAGGUUGCCAACGGGGCUUGUGUGUUCUGGAAGGAGAUAAAUGAGGAAGACGGAACUGGUCUGUGGAGCACGUUCGGCUGUAACACUAGCGACACCGGGAGUGAAUUUAUUUGUCGGUGCAACCACUUGAGCUUCUUCGCCGUACUUGUGAAUCCUGAUCUCUCUCUGCGUGAAGAGGAUGUCUUCAAGCUGAGUUUGAUCACAUACGUUGGAUCAUCGUUGUCGGUCGUCUUCACCAUCAUCAGCUUGAUCUUGUACUCCUGUCUAAACAAGCGGCAGCCGGACAGAGCCGUUGGCCUGCACAUGCACCUGACGGGAGCGCUGCUGUGCCUGCACCUCUGUUUCUUGCUCUGCUGCUUGUGGUCGUGGAAGCUCGCCGAGGAGCCGGCCGAUUGGUUCUGCGGUGCUCUUGGCCUCCUUCUGCACUGGUCUCUGCUGGCCACCGUUUGCUGGUCGGCCCUGGAGGGUUUCCAUCUUUACCUCCUGCUGGUGCGCGUAUUCAACAUCUACAUCAGGAGAUACCUGCUCAAACUGUGUGUGGUGGGCUGGGGUGUGCCCACAUUGAUCACUCUGAUUUGUGGAGUGUCUGGGGUUUACGGCAAGUACACGCUGGAAGUUCGGGACUCCGCCAACAAUAAUUCAACCAUACAGCUGUGCUGGAUGAGCAGUCAGUUCAAUUAUAGGAAAGCGGUCACCUACACCACCACAGUGGUCUUCCCGAGCCUUGUGGUGCUCUUCAACUCCUGCAUGUUGGGUCUGGUGGUCUUCCAGCUGUGGAGGCUGCAAGGAGGCGGUUUAAAAGGUGGAGGACCGAAGGGCAUCAGGGAGAAGACCAGCAGGUUGUGGAAGGAUUGCGUGACCGUGCUGGGCCUCAGCUGUGUGCUGGGUUUACCUUUCGGCUUGUCGAGUGCCACCUAUGCCUCUGUGCCGGGCGUCUACGUCUUCACCGUCCUCAACUCACUGCAAGGGGUCUUUGUGUUCCUGUGGUGUUUGGCAUUGACGUGCAAGUCUCAGUCGGACGCCGCCUCCUCCUCAAAAGACACUUCCUCUCAGAGAAUCAUGACCACCAGCUUCAACAGCUGACGAGCACCACCGUGCGUGCGUGAAUUUUAAUGAUUUAAAUCUCCUUUUAACUAAUCCAUGUUUGAUCCAUUUUGUCUAGUUUUGCACUAACCCCCAAAAAACUGACAUUUGCAAACAGAUGGAUACCGCUGUCCUCCACUUUGUCUUAAACUUGAGUAUGGGGAAAC
Molecule: messenger RNA, 1908 nt
Organism: Hippocampus comes (tiger tail seahorse)
Lineage: Eukaryota; Metazoa; Chordata; Actinopteri; Syngnathiformes; Syngnathidae
Product: adhesion G-protein coupled receptor G5-like
Exons: 13
Coding region: 80-1741 (553 amino acids)
Biological process (GO): cell surface receptor signaling pathway; adenylate cyclase-activating G protein-coupled receptor signaling pathway
Cellular component (GO): plasma membrane
Molecular function (GO): G protein-coupled receptor activity
Source: RefSeq, a predicted model, not a curated record